Eufriesea mexicana is the source of this 10362-nucleotide messenger RNA. It is a transcript of the gene puf, whose product is annotated as ubiquitinyl hydrolase 1 puf. Gene Ontology annotation, cellular component: cytosol; nucleus. The record is from RefSeq and is a predicted model, not a curated record. Gene Ontology annotation, molecular function: cysteine-type deubiquitinase activity. NCBI's taxonomy places the organism in Eukaryota, Metazoa, Arthropoda, Insecta, Hymenoptera, Apidae. Gene Ontology annotation, biological process: protein deubiquitination.
AUGGUGGUGAAGUUGAGUGAUGAACUUAACGUGAUUAAAAGCCUUUCAGAGGCUAAAGGAAAAACCAUGUGCGAUGUGUGUGUUGACUUUCACGACCUUCUGCUCUCCUAUGAUGAAAGAUCAUCGAAGGAACAAGAUGGAUUGGCAACACUUUGUAUUUCGGAUGUGGACACAACAUUACAUUAUGUUAAUCAGUGGGUACAAAGACAGUGCAUGUGCUGUUAUCGAGAAAUAAAAAAUUUUGAUCGAUUUAUACGGUUAACUCAAAGUGUUGUAUUAUGUACAUUACAACAGCUACAAAUUAUACAACAAAAUGGUCAGCAAGCAAAUGUUGGAAAAGCAUCAUCCAAAGACGAAAAAGAGGAAGAAAAAACAGAUGAAACUAAAAUAGAAAACUCAGAUUUUGCAGAAACAGAAACACAAACAAAACAGAACUGGUCUCAACAAGAUAGAGAAAAAUUGUUUCAUCUUCUUUCAAAAAUAUUUUUAUUAAAUUUUCCUCUUUAUAUUGCAAUGAAACAUGGUGGUGCAAUUAAUCCUUUAGCUCCAGUAAAAGAUGAAGGAGGAUAUUGUGAACCUCAUGAUCCAGAAGUGCCAGCUCCAUUAAUAAGAGCAGUUUCCAUAUUUUGUCAUCAAGGUGGCUUCAAUUUAAUGUCUGCUUGUUUUGAUAUGGAAAAUACAUUACCUGUUAGUCUUGCACACUCAAUGGUUGCAGUGAUUUGUAAUUUAAAACUUUGGUUGAAUUAUGGUAGUGUCAUUCAGCUCUUUAUACCAUUACGAAGUCGUGUUAUGAAAUAUAUGUGUCGCUUAGCAGAUAAAGAAUUACGCACACAAGCAGUUAGAACAAUGGCAGAUUUUAUGUGGAGUGCUGUAAAGGAUCCUAUUGAUGCUGUUUUACCAAGUUUUGAUCGUGAUGGAUUGGAUUUAGCAUUUAAAUAUUUUACUAGUACAACUUUAACUAUGAGACUAGCAGGAAUAGCUCAGAUAAAUGCUCAUAUCACUGCAUUCAAUGAACUUUGCAAUAGUGAAACUGUCGCUGAAGUGGAACAAGUGGGCCAUGCAUUGGCUGCUUGGUUAACAGAAAAUAAUAUAAUAGCUCAUAUAUUUGGACCAAAUUUGCAUGUAGAAGUGAUUAAACAAAGUCAUAUUGUAUUAAGUUUCUUAGCUAUGGAAGGUAGAAUUACAUGUUCAGAUAUGGAUACUAUGUGGCAAGCUGCGCAAUUAAAACAUUGUGGUCGUCCAGUAUAUGAUUUAUUGGCACCCUUAGUAAAACAUUUGGCUCCAACUCCAGUUUUACAUUUAUACUCUUUGUUAGGAAAAUUGGAGCCAAAGGACCACACAGAACAAAGUUUAUUUCUAGCAUCUGCCUUGAUAAAAUUUAUUUGGACAGCAGGUGGUUCAGGAUAUCCAAGAGGUUUAUCUAUAAAAAACAGAGAAAUUUUAAGAGGUAAUAGUGGUAUUGGUGGGAGUAGUACUAGUGAGCCUAGUGGAAUAGAUGGAAGCAGUCCAGACGAGGAUGAAGAAGAACCAAGUCCUGCACCAUCUGAAGGACCUUCACCAAGAAAACAAGCAAAAGGAGAUAGUAGUGAUGGAGAAGGUCUAUUUAAAGCAAAGAGUGUGGGCACAGCAGUUGUACAAACAAGUUUAAACGAAGGAGAAGAUCCUGUAAUAGAAAAAUCAGAAUGUUUUGCUGAAUCAAUAAAAGAUUCUACAUGCAGUAUACAAGAUGACAUAAAAGAAAAGCAGAGUGGGUCAGAUGCAGAAGCAGAUACAGAAAAAUCUAAUGCAGAAGAAACAGUUGCAAUAGAAAAAAGGAAGAGAAAAGUAUUAAGGAAACGGAAAAAGCCGCAAAAACGUUCAUUAGUUACUGUAGAUAAAACAUUAGAAGGCAUUGUUAAUGAAGAAAAUAAUGUGAAAACUAAAGAUUUAAUGUUAGAUAUGGAAUAUAGACUGGAUGUUUUAAACAGUUCUUUGGAUACUGGUGGAUUAGUUUCUAUGGAUAAUCCGACAUGUAUCGAUGCAAAAUGUGUUGAUGCAUUUGAUCGUGUAAAACAACAAGCAAUGGCUUUAGAUCCAAGUGAUCAACAAGUUCCGACAACGGCGGUACUUCUAGGAAGAGUUAACAAAAAUAAAUACAUGUCGUUAGUAGGGCAUAACGUAGAUCGAGCUCCUGAUUCUGCAGAUACUUCACACGAUGAAGAUGAUAGUGAUGUCGCUGGUGUCCUUGCAGCAGCAGAUGGACCUGGUGCUGUUAUAUCAGAACUUGCUGGUUUAGUACAUGCAAGUGGACCUACAUUUCUACCUUCAGGACUAGAUGAGAUGCUUUCAGAUGAAGAAGGAUCCUAUAGUAGUAGAAUAUCUAACAAAAGUGAAAAAAAUAUGGCAGAUUUUGAUGGAGAAGAAAGUGGUUGCGAAGAAGAAUUAGCUCAAUUAGCUGCGCGUCAUUUAACAGCUAUACAAAUGCAAUCUUAUCAUCCUCAUCACUCUCAUCCAACAAUGACUAUCAGACGAUCUGUUUGUCGUCCUCCACAAGUAAGAAGCAUUCGCCAAACAGUAACACAUGUUAGUUCCCAAUUCAACUUGGAUACUGUAUGUAAGCCUGGAAAUACGUUGUUAUGGGAUCUUCUGCAAGAUGAUAAAAUUGGUCAGUUAGGAGAAGGUUUAGCUUUGGAAGCUGAAAAAGCUUUGUGCAAUCUUUUAUGUUUCAAUGUUGACCGAUUAAUACCUAUGAAAUUCAUAGAAGGUUGUUUAGAAAAUCUUGCAACCAACCGUUCUGUUGUUGUAUCUUUAAGAUUAUUACCUAAAUUACUUGCCAGUUUCCAACAAUUUGGUGCAAUGGAUGCACAUACGAUAACAACAUGGGCUGAUCGUGAACGUGGAAUGAUGAAACAUUUCUUUAAUAAUCUAAAAGCAUACACUAGCACAGGGCCAAAAAAUAACUUAUAUUCCCAUCAAACAGAAAUACAAGUUAGACUGCAAUUUUUAUCUUCUAUUUUUUCACCUUUAGGUUCACCUGAUUGUUUUCGCCUAAGUCUCGAACAGGUGGACAUAUUAUGGCAGUGUUUGUCACAAGAUCCAACAUGUGCUGAUGAACUUUUUAGCUGGUUACUUAGUCAAGCAAAAUCAACAGAACAACAUGCACUUGGAAUGGAUACACUUAAACAUUUAUGUAUGCGUAAAUUACCGAGCUUACCACCUGAAACUAUCAGUAUGACUGGUCUUAGUCUUUUUCAACAAUUGUGUAACUUAGCUCGUUUAGCCGCUGCUCAUUUGGAUAGACCUUUAAGAGAUGUAGAUUCAGUUGGUAUGGAUUUUUUGUGGCGAAUUGCACUAAAAGCUAAAAGUACAGAUGUUAGCAUGGCAUCUAUACAAUAUUUAAACGGAUAUUACAUGUCUAGACAAUUAACUCAAGAAGCAGAGUUUGUUUCGCAAUGUAUGACUCACCUUGCUGCAGCCAGUGCCGAUUUAGAAAUGAACGAAGAAGCUAGUUUACGUUGCAUACAAAGAGCUUUGUUGCUAUUAAGGACACAUUUAGAAGCGUUUCGAAAACGGUACGCAUAUCAUUUACGUCGCUGGAUAUUGGAAGGCAGAGGUGCUGGUAGUCACGUCGCUAUGAAUACUUCAGAAAAAGGCCAACAGCUAAGAAUAUUUGUACAACCUGCAGGAAUUCCUGAAAAAACAAGUUUCACUCUUCUUAGUACUGAUUAUGUAGCGGAUUUAAGAGCAGAAGUUGCUAAAUGGUGGGAUGAUACUCAAAAUAAUCAAGAAAAAUCAUCAUCUACUACAAAUUCAAAUCAGAAUAAUGGUUCAGUAUUAGGUUCUUUACUUACUGAUGGGCCAAUUAGAAUGAUUACACAAGGUCAAGAAUUGACUAUUGAUUUUGAUGAAAAAACAUUACAAGAAAUGGGAUUUAAAGAUGGCCAAUUAGUUUUUAUUUCUCCUGGGGCUGGUCGAGGUAAUGGUACAGGUAGAUGUAAUAAGCGAGAUGUGGAUUCACCAUCUCUUCUGCCACCACCUCCUCGAGAAUCUUUACCGACAUUAUUAUUAUUACGACCACAGUAUUUUGAACAACUGUUUACGCUUAUGAGAACUUUAAGUGCUAUGAAAACGGUAGUGAAAGGAGGACAGGAAAUUCCUCACACAAAAGCCCAAGUACUUUCUAGAGGAGUAUGGGAUACAUUAACUUUAUUACCAACUAGUCCAACCUUAUUGAGAGGAUUUCAAAAAUUGGGGGAAACCACUCUGCCAGAAUUAUUAGAUCCUGCUAGUCCUCAAAAAUUAAUGUAUUCUUUAUAUAUUGUGGAAUCGUUAAGUAGACGUAGUAUAACGAAUCAACCUUCUGUUGUAAAUUGUACAUCUAGUGCGUCUGGCAAUGAGGGCGAUGGCGAUGUAGACGAUAAUGCUGAAGACAAAGGAAUAGAUAUUGCUUGGUCCACAUUGUUCAUUCAGCAUGGAGGUUUGCGUCAUUUAUUUGAUAUUUUUAUGUCUGGAUGCUUGGAACAAGGUGAUGGUAGUGAAUGGCAGCAGGACUGCCUUGCUAGCUUAUUAAAACAAUUGUGUUAUUUGGGUGUUGUUAAGGAAGAGAAAAAACGAAGUAAAGCAGAUAAACUGCUUGUACCUAAACUAAGUGAAGUAAUGCUCUCAAUGAUAAAUGUUGAAGCUGUUAUGUCUCGAAUAACAAAUAUAUUAAAUGAAGCCUCUUUACCUAGAGAUCCAAAUCAUUACAAAACAGGACUUUUUGGACGAUCACAAGUUAUACAUUAUACUAUGGCUUUGUUAGUUUAUUGGGUACACAGUGAUGAAACAGUUAAACAGUAUCUUUUUUCAUCAUCAGAACCAUUUGGAAAAACUUGGUUAAGAAGAUUAGUGUUGGAAGAUCCAGAACCAGCAGUGAGAAGAGAAGUUUGUACAGCAUUAUAUAGAUUAUGUCUAGGAACCACAGGAUCUGAAGAUGAAAAUUCUGGUAAUCCCAAUUUGAUUGUACCAAUGCUAAAUACAUUAUUAGAACAUCUUGUGAUUGCCGAAGCAAUGCAACCUUCUCAUCGAAAACCGGAUUUACCGUUGCACCUACAUCCAGUUCUUGAUGAUGGGAAAGAACCAUAUGGACCUGCCUGUAGGGAUUAUUUUUGGCUUGUUUGCCGAUUAGUUGAUUCUCUUCCAGAAGAAACCAUCAAAGAAGGAUCAGAUGAUUCAAAUUUAACAAUAGAUCUUGAAACUCUAGCAAUAAGAGUAAUUGAUUCAGUUUUAAAUCGAGAUCAUCUUGAGACACGUCAUAAUACAAUAGAAGACGAUGGUUUAGUUGGAUUAUUAAAUCUUACUUGCAAUAUUAUGACACAUAAUCCACCUUGUAAGCAAGGAAAAAUUGGACAGAAUUUGUUACAUGAAGUAUUUGAUUUUCUGUUUGCAUUACCUAAUCCUCGAUCAAAACAUGUCCCAAAAUGUAAAAGUCAAGUUUCCAGAUCAGCAGCUUUCGAUCUUUUGGUCGAACUUGUCAAAUCUGCACCCGAUAAUUAUAGAAUUCUACAUGAAAAAUUAUUAGCUCAACAUAAACCUGGUCCUCAUUCUCCAUAUCCAUGGGAUUAUUGGCCACAUGAAGAUGGACGUUCUGAUUGUGGAUAUGUAGGUCUUACAAAUUUAGGUGCCACUUGUUACAUGGCUAGUUGUAUGCAACACUUGUAUAUGAUGCCGCAAGCACGUGUCUCUAUAUUAGGAGCUGAUUGUAAUAGAGCAAAUAAGCAUCAACUCACAUUAAGAGAACUACAAAGAAUGUUUGCUUAUCUUUUAGAGUCUGAAAGAAAAACAUAUAAUCCUCGAAGCUUUUGUCGAGUAUAUACCAUGAAUCAUGAGCCUCUUAAUACUGGAGAACAAAAGGAUAUGGCUGAAUUUUUUAUAGAUCUUGUAUCUAAAUUAGAAGAAAUGACGUCAGAUUUAAAAAAUUUGGUAAAAACAUUAUUCUGUGGUGUAAUAUCUAAUAAUGUUGUAUCAUUAGAUUGUGAGCAUGUAAGUAGGACACUUGAAGAAUUUUAUACUGUACGUUGUCAGGUAGCUGAUAUGAGAAAUCUUUACGAAAGUUUAGAUGAAGUUACAGUUAAAGAUACUUUAGAAGGAGACAACAUGUAUACAUGUUCACAAUGUGGUAAAAAAGCAAGAGCAGAAAAAAGAGCAUGUUUUAAAAAAUUGCCACAUAUACUUUGUUUUAAUACAAUGAGAUAUACAUUUAAUAUGGGAACUAUGUUAAAAGAGAAAGUUAAUACACAUUUUAGUUUUCCAUUAAGAUUAGAUAUGUCGGGAUAUGUUGAGAAAAAACUUAUGCCACAACAUUAUCAGGAAGAAAAAAAAGCAUCUGAAAAGAGGAAAUCUGAAGGUGAUUGUCAAUCUGGAUUAGACAAUAAUGACAGUGAUCCAGAAAUGGAACAUUAUCAGUAUGAUUUAAUUGGUGUAACAGUUCAUACUGGCACAGCUGAUGGUGGACAUUAUUAUAGUUUUAUUAGAGAUCGUACAUCACCCAAUAAAGAUAAAUGGUUUUUAUUUAAUGAUGCAGAAGUUAAACCAUUUGAUCCGAACCAAAUAGCAGCAGAGUGUUUUGGUGGAGAAAUGACAAGUAAAACCUAUGAUUCUGUUACGGAUAAAUUUAUGGACUUUAGUUUUGAAAAAACAAAUUCAGCCUAUAUGCUAUUUUAUGAAUGGUGUGCUGAUCUAGGUGAUCAAGCAAAAGAGGAAGAAGCUACUGUUUCCAGUCCAAAUGGACGACAAUCUAGUUUGUUGAUUCAUAAGAAUACUAAUAAAUUACCACCAUUGGAAUUGAAUAAAGAACUUGAAGAUUGGAUAUGGCAGGAUAAUAUGCAUUUUUUACAAGAUAAAAACAUUUUUGAACAUACAUAUUUCACAUUUAUGUGGCAAGUAUGUGGUUAUAUACCACAAACAUUACUCUCUAUACAAUCUGAUAUAACAGAAAUGUCAGCAGAUCUUUCAACAUCAUUUUUUAUGGAAACUUUUAUUCAUGCCAAGGAAAAACCAACCAUGGUGCAAUGGGUAGAGUUGUUAACAAAACAAUUUAAUGGUUCAGCUGGUGCAUGUGCUAGAUUUCUUGAAAAAAUGGCUGGAGAUUCAUGGUGGCCAAUUCAAAUUCUAGUCAAGUGCCCCAAUCAAAUGGUAAGACAAAUGUUCCAAAGGCUAUGUAUUCAUGUGAUACAACGUUUGCGCGCUACUCAAUCACCUUUGUAUCUUCUUUGCGAUGAAGAAAAUGACGUAAAUACUGUCGGCACACGAUCGUGCGUGACAAGAUUUGUGAGAAUGCUUUUGUCUCUUAUGGAACAUGCAAAACAACAUUUGAAACACCUUACUGAAUAUUUCAGUUUUUUAUAUGAAUUUAGUAAAAUGGGCGAAGAAGAAACGCUAUUUCUAAUAAGGGUACAAGCUAUAUCGACUAUGGUAAAUUUUUAUCUUGGACAUAAAACACAUGAAUUUGUUGAUGCAGUUAGUGAAGAAGAAGAGGAAGAAGAAGUUGUUGCUAUGCCAACAGAAAAAUUGAGGCCUGCCUCUUUAGAUAAAAUGAUCACCUUAAUAGCAACUUUGGUUGAGCGUAGCAGAGGACCUGACCAUAGACUAGCAUUGUCUCCAGCAGAUUUUAGUGCUGUAGCAGGGGGUAAAGGAUUUCCUUUUUUGCAUCAGCAAACGCGAGAUGUCAUUAAUCUCAACCAAACACGUAACUUGAUACAGUCUUUAUGUCGUUGGAAUGAUAGACUAGCAAUGCAUAUUGUAACAAUGAUAUUCCAAGCUAUAACAAAACAUACAGAUGUUUGUCAACCAUUUUUCAAACUUCUGACAUUACUAACCGAGAGCUCAGGUUUAAGUGGCUUGCCAUGUAUGACCCAACUGAUUUUAGGCAGAGUUUGGGAAGCAGCUAGAGUUGCUCCACAUGGAGCAUUAGAGUGGCUAGCUUUAGCUGUUACAAGAAGUAAACUUGCACAUGCUUGGGUAUUACAAGGAUUAGAUACAUGGUUGCAACAUUUUUUGUUGGAACAUUCAAAUCAAAGAGUUCGUUCUGCAGCUGCUUUUCUUCUUGUGUCAUUGGUUCCAUCUACUCAUUUCAGACAAGGUUAUCGCAGUGCUCAUAGGUUAGGUUUAGGAUGCAAUACAUCUAGAGAACUACAGUUGUCUCCAGAAGCUACUUUAAUUUUACAUAAAAUAUAUACAGCACUUUUACGAUUAUUGCAACCUGCAAGACAUUAUAUUGAUAUACAAAGUCAUGGUACAAUGAAACUCACUGCCUAUUUUGCAUUACUUACAUAUUGUGUUAUUUCCAAGACAGAAAAACUAAUGUUUGGGCAAUAUUUAAAUGAUUUAUGGACACUUUUCCAUCCAAAACUUUCUGAACCUAGCAUUCCAGUGCAUCAUAAUAAACAAGCUGUGCUACUAUUUUGGUAUCAUGUUUGUUCCGAUUGUCCAGAAAAUGUAGCUCUUAUACUUCACAAUCCUCAUAUAAUCAAGAAUAUUGCAUUUAAUUAUAUACUCGCCGAUCACGAAGAUCAGGAUGUGGUAUUAUUUAAUAGAGUAAUGUUACCUGCUUAUUAUGGUUUACUACGAUUAUGUUGUCAACAAUCACGCACCUUUACGAGGCAGUUAGCUGCACAUCAAAAUAUUCAGUGGGCAUUUAAAAAUAUAACACCUCAUCCUACUCAAUAUUCGACUGCGGUAGAUGAAUUAUUUAAAUUGAUGCAAUUAUUAGUUGCAAGACAUCCUGAUCAAACAGAACAAGAAGAAGCUGAAAUUGCAUCGUUUAGAAGAGGAACCUUAUCUUCGUACUUACAAGGACUAGAUGGACGAUCAUGUUGGGCUACACUUAUUUCUGCAUUUCGUAUUUUGAUUGAAUCAGAUGAUGAUCGGCUGUAUGUUGUGUAUAAUGGAGGAUUAAGUAUGGCUUUAGAAGCAUUUCAUAUGCUGCAUAUCAUGUAUCACGAAGCAACAGCAUGUCAUGUUGCUGGUGACUUAGCUGAAUUAAUAGCUAUUAUUGUGGAUCUUGUACGAUGUAUCAGAACUGCUAGAGAUGGACCCGAUGCAAGAAAUAUAUUAGCAAAUUGUAAAGAAUGGCCAGAUAUUUUACGGAAAUUAGCAACAUUGUUAAAUACAUAUAAUCCUCCAGAUAUGAGAAAUCUUGCUAUUGAUCUUUUAAAAGAACUUGUGAUGCUUGUUCCUGCCGAAGCAAUCUCGAUUUUGGCACCAUUAUUAUCACACUGUCAUGCAGCUCUUCAAGAAUCUCACGCUGCUGUCCCACCAGGACCAUAUCUUCCAAGAAGAUCUACUCCUCCAGGAAAAAUGCCUACUCGACCUGCAAGACCAAUGGUUCAGAUGGCAGUACCACAUUCUCAACUAGAGGCAUCUAAAGGAGUAGAUCCAGAAUAUGAUAAUGCUUUACUUGAAUUUUAUUUACCAUAUCACGAACUUAUUGAUGUAAUGUGCAGAUUAGCAAUUAAUAAUGAUUGUAUGACAGAUACAUUAGUCAAUCUGAGUGCUAUGUUAGGAUUUGAAGGUGUUCCAUUACAUUUAGCCUUAUUUCCUAGAUUAUGGUUAGACGUUCAUGCUGCUACACAUAUAGACAGAAAACAUAUUGCAUCUCUUCUUUGUUCUUCCUACACAGUGGAUUAUGUAGAUGCUGUGUUAUUAGAUGAAAGAUCGUCAUUAGGGAUACCAGCAAUUCAUGCUUUUCUAAAAACUUUCUUUCCAAAACUUGCUAAUCAUGUAUUAACUGAACAAACUUGUUUACUUAUUGACAAUUUAGUUAGUUCUAUGAUGGCAAUGGUGGAAGCAGUAGAUAUUCAAGCAUCUGCACAUAGAUUAACAGGAGAUUUGAGAGCUUUAGCUCUUGUCUAUAAUAGCAGUACAAGACUGAAACCACCAAGUAGCUUGUUACCUGCUUUAGAAACACUAUUGUCUCGAACUAGGGCAAUUAAAGUGAAAGAAUCUAAUCAACAAGAAACAGAAGCUCCUACGAAAAAACGUAAGUUUAUGGUGAAUGAGAACAGUGAAAGCACUGAUAAAGAAUUACAUUUACCAAUCAAAGAACUUAAUGAUCAGAAAAACAUUUCUAACAUAAACAUUGAAGAAAAAGACAAAGUAGAAGUACAUGAUAUGACUUCCUCUGAUUCCGGAGAUGAUAAAACCAUAUCAAGAAAUAAUAUUCAAACAGAAAAUAUUCCUACAAACAUCAGUACAUUAUCCUCAAGUUUAAUUGAUACUGUGACAACCAACAAUUGUACGAACCAAUUGCGGUGUUCGUUGACUAAUAUUUCUUGGUUUGAAAUGUUGGAAAAGACGAUUCUUGAUCUGCAAACUAUUGUGCAAUUGCAAGCGAAAAGUAACUAA